Toxorhynchites rutilus septentrionalis is the source of this 1461-nucleotide messenger RNA. Its product is annotated as zinc finger protein 771-like. NCBI's taxonomy places the organism in Eukaryota, Metazoa, Arthropoda, Insecta, Diptera, Culicidae. The record is from RefSeq and is a predicted model, not a curated record. The transcript has 6 exons. The coding region runs from base 104 to 1390 and encodes 428 amino acids.
GGAUAUACUCUACGCGCCUUGGUUUUAGCAUUUCUAUAUUUUAAUUAGACAGUUCUGAGUUUUAAAUCAAUUCGAAUGAACAGAAUUUCAUUGAAAGUGUGAUAUGGCGCUUGUCAGCAACAAACUUUACAAAUGCAGCUUUUGCUCUAAUAUAUGCAGUAAUGGAUUUCCUCACGCGCUAGUCUCCUCUCGUCUGAAACAUAAGCUGGAAAUUAUCCUGCAGAAGUUGGGCAGUUUCACAUCCCAGUUGAGCAGCUAUCCUACGUGUGACAAAUGUCGCCAAGAGUUCAUAAACGUUCACAACAUUCCCGAGAGCUGCUUCCAAAUUUUGCCCAGCGCCGAACCAACUGAGAUCAAGAUGGAUCCAGAGUUAAUUAUUGAUGAGCACGAGCCGUCGGACAAUGAUAACAUUUUUGAGAUAGACCGGAUAGCGGAAUUUGGGCCAAUUGAACAGAAAACCGAAGUGCAAAUCAAGGGAGAAAACGGAGAGGUAUUCUUCAUCAGCGAAAUGGACGAAGAAGACAAUAAUACAUCUAUGAAUCCGGUUGACACAACAAAUGCACAAGGAAAAAGUGUUUUGGAUGCUUCACAGGAAGGAGCUCGUUUAUCUUCAGUUGACCAUAAAUCUUUUGUUUGUAAAAAAGGGUCCGCGGAUGAAGGAUUGAUGAAAGUACACAUACGUUUACACACUGGCGAGAUGUUUAAAUGUGGAGACUGUGGAAAAGCAUUUAACGCAAAAUACAGGCUCCAACGGCACAUUCGAACCCAUACAGGUGAACGUCCCUAUAAUUGUCCACAUUGUCCAAAAGCGUUCAGCGAUCCUACAACGCUCCAACAGCACAUUCGAACUCAUACGGGUCAACGUCCCUAUCCGUGUACACAUUGUUCGAAAGCGUUUACGCAUCCUAGUACGCUCCAGAAGCACAUUCGAAUUCACACGGGUGAACGUCCAUAUGCUUGUCCACACUGUCCAAACGCUUUUAAGGAUCCUACAACGCUCCAACAGCACAUUCGAACGCAUACGGGCGAACGCCCUUAUUCAUGUCCACAUUGUCCCAAAACGUUUACGCUAUCUACAACGAUGAAAACACACAUCCGAACACACACCAAGGAAGUUUCGUACGUUUGCGAGUACUGUAAUCGUGGAUUUACGCAGUCCUACAACCUCACCCUUCACCUUCGCAGCCAACACAAUCAAAUAAAAAUUUUUAGGGGCCGCGAGGUUGGGGCAGCAAAAAUGCAUGCUUGCCCUAAUUGUGGUCAAGAGUUUAAAAGUAAACGGAGACUAUUACACCACAUGAACAGAAAGCACAAUCAAUCCGGUAAAGAUACAGACGGCUCGGGGCAUGAAACACUGAUGACCGUGAAGGAAGAAUUAACCGGAUGCUGAAGAAUUCCUUUGUCACUGUGAUUGAAUAAUAAAGCGAGUGACUCACGCAGAGUUAUAUUUUCAAGAAUUUA